AUGGUGAAGCACAAUAACGUCAUCCCCAACGGCCGCUUCAAGAAGCACUGGCAGAACUAUGUCAAGACAUGGUUCAACCAGCCUGCCCGCAAGCAGAGGCGCCGCAUCGCUAGGCAAAAGAGGGCUGUAAAGAUCUUCCCACGCCCCACUGCUGGACCUCUUCGCCCCAUUGUUCAGUGCCAGACACGCAAGUACAACAUGAAGUCUAGGGCUGGGAGGGGCUUCACUCUUGAAGAACUGAAGGCAGCUGGUAUUCCCAAGAAGCUUGCCCCAACCGUUGGCAUUUCAGUGGAUCACCGCCGCAAGAACCGCUCACUUGAGGGUCUGCAGUCCAAUGUCCAGAGGCUGAAGACCUACAAGGCGAAGCUUGUGAUCUUCUCAAGACGUGCACGCAAGGUCAAGGCUGGCGACUCCACCCCCGAGGAACUUGCCACAGCCACCCAGGUCCAGGGCGAGUACAUGCCUAUCACCCGUGGCGAGAAGCGCUCGAUCGAAGUUGUCAAGGUGACGGAUGAGAUGAAGGAAUCCGGGGCCUACAGGAAGCUCCGCUUGGAAAGGAUGAACAAGCGUCACCAGGGUAUGCGGCAGAAGAAGGCUGCUGAAGCCGAGAAGGAAGACAAGAAGUAAA
Molecule: messenger RNA, 628 nt
Organism: Panicum hallii
Lineage: Eukaryota; Viridiplantae; Streptophyta; Magnoliopsida; Poales; Poaceae
Product: 60S ribosomal protein L13-2-like
Exons: 4
Coding region: 1-627 (208 amino acids)
Biological process (GO): translation
Cellular component (GO): ribosome; cytosolic large ribosomal subunit
Molecular function (GO): RNA binding; structural constituent of ribosome
Source: RefSeq, a predicted model, not a curated record